AUGGGCUUCUCCUCGACCUUGCUGGCCAGCGCCGCCGUCACCUUCCUGCUGCCCCUGCUGCUCUUCCUGGCCGCCGUCAAGCUCUGGGAGCUCUACUGCGUGCGCGGCCGGGACGGCGGCUGCCCCCUGCCCCUGCCGCCCGGCACCAUGGGCCUGCCCUUCUUCGGCGAGACGCUGCAGCUGGUCUUGCAGCGGCGGAAGUUCCUGCAGAUGAAGCGCCAGAAGUACGGCUUCAUCUACAAGACGCACCUCUUCGGGCGGCCCACCGUGCGCGUGAUGGGGGUGGAGAACGUGCGCCACAUCCUGCUGGGCGAGCACCGGCUCGUGGCCGUCCAGUGGCCCGCCUCGGUGCGCACCAUCCUGGGCGCCUGCCCUUCGGUUCUCCACAUAGGGCAAGCAGGUCAAACCCUAUACCCGCGGCAGGUCAUAAUGCGGACUUUCUCGCGAGAGGCCCUGCAGCACUACAUCCCGGUCAUCCAGGAGGAGGUGAGCGCUUGCCUCCGGCAGUGGCUGGCCGGGAGCGGCGAGGGCGAGGCGGGCCUGCUGGUCUACCUGGAGGUGAAGCGCCUCAUGUUCCGCAUCGCCAUGCGCAUCCUGCUGGGGUUCCGGCCCAGCCAGACCGGGCCCGACAGCGAGCAGCACCUGGUGGAGGCCUUCGAGGAGAUGAUCCGCAACCUCUUCUCGCUGCCCAUCGAUGUGCCCUUCAGCGGCCUCUACAAGGGCUUGAGGGCGAGGAACAUCAUCCACGCCAAGAUCGAGGAGAAUAUCCGGGCCAAGCUGGCCGGGAAGAAGGAGCCCACCGACGGCUACAAGGACGCACUGCAGCUGCUGAUGGAGCACACGCAGAGCAACGGGGAACAGCUCAACAUGCAGGAGCUCAAAGAAUCUGCAACAGAGCUGCUCUUUGGAGGGCACGAAACCACGGCCAGUGCUGCUACGUCCCUCAUCACCUUCUUGGGCCUUCAUCCUUGCGUUCUGCAAAAAGUGAGAGAGGAACUGCAAGCCAAGGGAUUGCUGGGCAACGUAAACCAAGAUAAGAAUCUGGGAAUGGAAGUGUUGGAGCAGCUGAAGUACACGGGCUGCGUCAUCAAGGAGACUCUCCGGCUGAGCCCACCAGUUCCAGGAGGAUUCCGAGUGGCGCUCAAGACUUUUGAGUUAAAUGGAUACCAGAUUCCUAAAGGCUGGAAUGUUAUCUACAGUAUCUGUGAUACUCAUGACGUUGCAGAAAUCUUCACCAACAAAGAUGAAUUCAACCCUGACCGAUUUAUGUCCCCUUUCCCGGAAGAUGCGUCCCGAUUCAGUUUCAUCCCUUUUGGAGGCGGCUUGAGGAGCUGUGUGGGCAAAGAGUUCGCAAAAAUCCUUCUCAAAAUCUUCACGGUAGAGCUGGCCCGGAACUGUAACUGGCAACUUUUGAAUGGGCCCCCCACAAUGAAGACUGGCCCUAUUGUGUACCCAGUGGACAAUCUGCCUACAAAAUUCACAAGAUUCAAUGGUCAAGUCUAA
This is a messenger RNA of Gekko japonicus, 1503 nucleotides long. RefSeq names its product cytochrome P450 26A1-like. The record is from RefSeq and is a predicted model, not a curated record. Bases 1 to 1503 code for a protein of 500 amino acids. Gene Ontology annotation, molecular function: oxidoreductase activity, acting on paired donors, with incorporation or reduction of molecular oxygen; iron ion binding; heme binding. NCBI's taxonomy places the organism in Eukaryota, Metazoa, Chordata, Lepidosauria, Squamata, Gekkonidae. The transcript is spliced from 7 exons. Gene Ontology annotation, biological process: sterol metabolic process.